GGCAGCGGGGCCGGCGGGGCGCGAUGGCGGAGGGCGGGGACCCGCCCGCCCCGGGCAGCCCUUUGUCACCCCGCCGUGUGCCUCUCUCCAGCGCAGGUCGCAACCUGAAGGAGUGGCUGCGGGAGCAGUUCUGCGACCACCCGCUGGAGCACUGCGAGGACACCCGGCUGCACGACGCGGCCUUCGUGGGGGACCUGCCCACGCUGCGCAGCCUGCUGCAGGACGAGAGCUUCCAGAGGGAAUGGGGCUGCUCUAACCGCGUGUCCCCCCGCCACAGCCGGAUCAACGAGAAGUCGGUGUGGUGCUGCGGGUGGCUGCCCUGCACCCCGCUGCGCAUCGCCGCCACCGCCGGCCACGGGCCCUGCGUCGACUUCCUCCUGCGCAAGGGGGCCGAGAUCGACCUGGUGGACGUCAAGGGGCAGACAGCUCUCUACGUGGCCGUGGUCAACGGGCACCUGGAGUGUGCCAAGAUCCUGCUGAAGGCCGGCGCUGAUCCCAACGGCAGCCGGCACCACCGCAGCACGCCGGUGUACCACGCGGCACGGGUGGGGCGCGCCGACAUCCUGCAGGAGCUCAUCAGGUACGGCGCGGACGUGGACGUGAACCAGCAGCUGGCAUCCCGCGGGCCGGGCCAGGCGCCGCGGCCACUGACCACGCUGGUGGUGUGUCCCCUGUACAUCAGCGCUGCCUACCACAACCUGCCCUGCUUCCGCCUGCUGCUCCAGGCGGGAGCCAACCCGGAUUUUAACUGCUGCGGGCCCAUCAACGUGCGGGGCUUCUCGCGGGGCUCGCCCGUGUGCGUGCUGGACGCCGUCCUGCGGCACGGCUGCGAGCCGGCCUUCGUCCGCCUCCUCGUUGACUUUGGAGCGGAUCUCAACCUCGUCAAGGUGGAGGCCUUGGGAGUCGAGGCCGCGGGGAGGGUCAAGGUGAACGCCGAGGCGCUGGAGGUGUUCAAAGAAGCGAGGGGCCGCGCCCGGAGCCUCUUGUCUCUGUGCCGCAUAGCUGUGCGGAGAAUCCUUGGUAAAUCCCGCCUGGAUCUGAUCCCCAGCCUUCCCAUCCCAGACCCCAUUAAACAAUUUUUACUCCACGAACACAGUUAAAGGGUGGCUGGCUGCUUUUGGGGACAGUUUGACUUGGUAAAUGAGUGCCCUGACAGAGCCAGGUGCCAAUCCUGCCUCUUUUUCCUUCAUGGAGUGCACAUAAUUCCCAGCUCCUGUGGAUUUUUUUUCUCCUCCAGAUUUAGGGUGCAGUGAUUCAGUGUCUUAUCUCCUUGGGGAGAGGCUGCUAAACGUGUGUGGGUGUUGCUGGAGCAAAUACAAUAUAUCCUGUAGCUGUUGGCAAAUGCAUAACCUCUGUUACUGAUCUGUGUCGCACACACACCUCGGGUCUCUGUGGCAUUUCUGUGUGGGGAAAGUGUCCCUACUUUACUAUUUUUCCCAUCACAGCACAUAAACCCAGAAGUUCCUACCUACAUUUUACUUCAUAUGCCGUGG
Molecule: messenger RNA, 1493 nt
Organism: Pyrgilauda ruficollis (rufous-necked snowfinch)
Lineage: Eukaryota; Metazoa; Chordata; Aves; Passeriformes; Passeridae
Gene: ASB1
Product: ankyrin repeat and SOCS box containing 1
Exons: 5
Coding region: 24-1100 (358 amino acids)
Biological process (GO): protein ubiquitination; intracellular signal transduction
Cellular component (GO): ubiquitin ligase complex
Molecular function (GO): protein binding
Source: RefSeq, a predicted model, not a curated record